Molecule: messenger RNA, 2037 nt
Organism: Owenia fusiformis
Lineage: Eukaryota; Metazoa; Annelida; Polychaeta; Sabellida; Oweniidae
Source: the annotation of a GenBank genome assembly
AAAUAAAGCUGUGACUUUCUGAUUUUUUAAAUUUUUGCUGCGCGUGUAAGGGUACUUUUUAGAAGUUUCAAUAUGAUAUGUGGCACAAAUACGCAAGUCUUUUCAUUUAUAUUUGCAUUCAAACACUUAUAUUAUACCAUAAGAACAUUUAAAUAUUGAAUAUAUGUUUUCUUUUGCGUGUAAUUACGAAAUCUAGUUCCGAACAAAAUCUUACAAGUUCUAUCUAAGUGGUCUUCACUUUCAAAAUCCGAAACAAUGUCGGCCGGUGAUUGGUGUCUUAUUGAGAGUGAUCCAGGUGUAUUUACAGAGCUGAUAAAGGGUUUUGGAGUGACUGGGGCACAAGUAGAGGAAAUAUGGAGCUUAGACCCAGAGAGCUUUGCAAAUCUAAGGCCUGUUCAUGGACUUAUAUUCUUGUUUAAAUGGAAGCCAGAUGACACACCCCAGGGUUCACUUGUUCAAGACAGUCGACUGGAAAAAAUAUUCUUUGCCAAACAGGUCAUCAACAAUGCAUGUGCUACUCAAGCCAUUCUGAGCAUCUUACUGAAUGCUGAACAUAAAGACAUCAAGCUGGGAGAAACACUAGGAUCAUUCAGAGAGUUCACACAGUCAUUUGAUGCUGCAACUAAAGGAUUGAGCAUUAGUAACUCUGACCAAAUCAAAAAAGUCCACAACAGUUUUGCAAGACAAGAAAUGUUUGAAUUCGAUAAAUCUCUGGCAAAGAAAGAUGAUGAUGUCUUCCACUUUAUUGGAUAUCUACCUAUAGAUGGCAGGCUGUAUGAGCUAGAUGGUCUCAAGGAAGGACCCAUAGACCAUGGCAGUAUACCGGAGGGAUCUGAUUGGUUGGAUUCUGCAAGACCUGUCAUAGAAAAAAGAAUACAAAAGUAUGCUGCAGAUGAAAUACAUUUCAACCUAAUGGCAAUAGUUUCCGACAGAAAAAUGACUUACACAAACCGAAUAGAAGAACUCAUGAAGCAAAUGGAGACCGAUGAAAGGGAUUUGGAAAUCAGUAAACUUCAAAUGCUUAUACAAGAAGAGGAUCUCAAAUCUAACAGAUACAAAAUUGAAAAUAUCAGGAGACGUCACAACUAUCUACCAUUCAUUAUGGAACUACUCAAAAUCCUUGCCAAGGAAGGAAAACUUGUAGAUAUGGUAGAAAAGGCCAAAGAAAAACAAGUUGAAAAGAAAAAGGAGAAAGCAGCAGCAAAAUAGCAUAAUGCUUCACCUCAGUUCACUGAAAUCAUGGACAUUGGACAUGCACAACAACCAGGGAGCGACUUAAAGUGCCAGCCUGGAGUUAGUUACCUUUGAUCUGGGCCAUCUUAUUUUUUCAACAAACAUGAAUGUAGGAACUAUGGUUAUUGAACUACAGAUCUACAACCCUUAUGAUGCACCCUGUAUAUUACAUUCUUCAUUAUUUAUUUAUUUUCAAAAAUGGACACAAUAUCUAUCUUAGUUAAUCAGAUUGUGCCAUGAAGUACUGAAGAUGGCAUACGUGACAUUGUAUAUUAUUUGAUCAUAUUUAUUCCCUAUUUUAUGAUCAAAUAAUUAUACAGUACAAGAAAACUGAAGGACAUUUCAGAUAUUUGCCAAACUCUAGAUUUGUCAAUAAAUGAGUGUUCAGCUGGACAGUAAACUUCAAUAUCGGUGUACAUGUAAUUUCUUUUGGAGAAAUGAGACACAAAAACUGAUUUGAACUAUUUUAUUAAAAUACAAUGUAUUGUUUAUGAGUGGCAUAAGGGCUUUAUAUACUGUGGCAAUGCUAAUUUCCUGACUAAAGUAUGAUUCUCUUUACAACAUGGUUGUCUAUGGUUGCCAUUUGAUGAAAAGUGUAAUAAGAUAUUGCCAUUUACUGUUUGUUAUUAUAAUCGAGGGAUGACAUACAAUCAUUUCAUAUAUGGUCACAUAAUAUGAAAUAGAUGAACUAAUUCCUUGGAAAGUCCUAAAUUGAAGAUGAAACUACUAAUGACCAGUUUCAUCAUGUGACCAGUUUUUGAUACUUUUUAUCUUCCCAUUUAAUGUUGAAACUGAAAGACUUCU